Molecule: messenger RNA, 1660 nt
Organism: Amaranthus tricolor (Joseph's coat)
Lineage: Eukaryota; Viridiplantae; Streptophyta; Magnoliopsida; Caryophyllales; Amaranthaceae
Product: elongation factor 1-gamma 2-like
Exons: 8
Coding region: 178-1446 (422 amino acids)
Biological process (GO): translational elongation
Molecular function (GO): glutathione transferase activity; translation elongation factor activity
Source: RefSeq, a predicted model, not a curated record
UACACUACCGGUUGCUUAGGAUGAGUCAGGAUUGCAUAAGAAACCCUAAACAAUCAUACUCUUAAACCCUUUUUGUGGCCUCUCUUUCGCAUCUAGCCUCUCACCACCAUUUCAUGUCCACAAAUUGGUCUGCAAAACCUUUUGUGUUUCAGAUCUCUUCAGCCUCACUUCAAAAUCAUGGCUCUGGUAUUGCAUUCAGGAUUGCCAAAUAAGAAUGCGUUUAAGGCACUUAUUGCUGCAGAAUAUAGUUGUGUGAAAGUUGAUGUUGUCAAAGAUUUUCAGAUGGGUGUUACGAACAAAUCCUCUGAAUUUCUUAAGAUGAACCCGAUUGGGAAGGUGCCGGUUCUGGAGACUCCUGACGGUCCUAUUUUUGAAAGUAAUGCAAUUGCCAGAUAUAUCACAAGGCUAACCGCUGAUAAUCCUCUCUUUGGCUCUUCUCCAAUUGAAUAUGCCCAUAUUGAGCAAUGGAUCGAUUUUGCUUCCCUUGAGAUUGAUGUGCAUAUUGGUCGCUGGCUGUAUCCAAGACUUGGCUAUGGACUAUAUCUUCCCCCAGCUGAAGAAGCUGCUAUUGCUUCUUUGAAGAGAUCUUUGGAAGCGUUGAGUACGCAUCUUGCUUCCAACACUUACCUUGUUGGCCACAGAGUUACAUUGGCCGAUAUUAUUAUGACAUGCAAUUUAUAUUAUGGAUUUAGUCGAAUCAUGACCAAGAGUUUUACUUCUGAGUUUCCUCAUGUUGAAAGAUAUGUUUGGACUAUGGUUAAUCAACCUAUUUUCAAAAAGGUCAUAGGUGAUGUAAAACAAGCUGAUUCUAUUCCGGCUGUGGCAAAGAAACCUGUUCAGCCAGCAAAGCCCAAGGCUAAGGAAGAGCCAAAGGAGGUCAAGAAAGAGGCACCAAAGCCUAAAGAAGAGGCAACUACACCACCAACACAAGCACAAGAAGAAGAGGCACCCAAACCAAAGGCAAAAAAUCCACUUGAUCUUCUUCCUCCUAGUAAGAUGAUUCUAGAUGAGUGGAAGAGGCUUUACUCUAACACCAAAACCAAUUUCCGUGAAGUGGCUAUUAAAGGAUUUUGGGAUAUGUAUGACCCAGAAGGGUACUCUCUAUGGUUCUGUGAUUAUAAGUACAAUGAAGAGAACACAGUUUCCUUUGUGACCAUGAACAAAGUAAGUGGGUUCUUACAGAGAAUGGAUCUUGCUCGUAAAUAUGCAUUUGGGAAGAUGCUAGUGAUUGGUGCAGAACCUCCAUUUAAGGUGAAGGGUUUGUGGCUCUUUCGUGGGCAAGAAAUUCCUCAAUUUGUGUUGGAUGAAUGCUAUGACAUGGAACUCUAUGAAUGGAGGAAAGUGGACCUCGGUGACGAGGCCCAAAAGGAGCGGGUGAGCCAAAUGAUUGAAGAUGCUGAACCUUUUGAGGGCGAACCUCUGCUCGAUGCCAAAUGUUUCAAGUGAUUUAUUGUUUUUAAAUGUUGCGGAGGUCAUGCAGUAUGGUGACUUGCUUGUUAGUACCUAUUAUAUGUUUAUUGUUGCUUCAUUUGACAUUUUCAUGUGUUUUAAUGAAUAUUUUUGGUAGUUUUUAUUUGGUUUUCUGGGUUCAGACAGUUUUGCGGGAUCAUGUAGAGGACAAUAAUUAUGAGCUUAUACUUGAAUAAAAUCUUUAAAUCAA